CACAAACACACAGACACACACAGGGAUAGCAGGCCGAUUACCUCAGUGCCGCUUAAGACAUGGCUGAGAUGCAACAUGCUCUGACUGAGGACAGAAUUGAAGGAGAAAUACACAACUAUCCAGCAUCAGAAUGAUGGGUUUACAGCCUCUCACAAUGUGGCAGAAAGUCCAGGUAUUCUACCAAGGGAUUCUGGAAAAUGGAGACAAAAGGACAGACAAAUGGCUGCUGGUCUACUCCCCUGUGCCAAUUAGCUGUGUCUUCCUGAGCUACCUAAUCAUUAUAUGGGUGGGGCCAAAGCUGAUGGCGAAGAGGCAGCCUGUCAACCUCAAACCUGUCCUGAUAGUUUACAACUUUGCCAUGGUCUGUCUUUCCGCCUACAUGUUCUACGAGUUCACAGCGUCUUCCUGGUUGGCCAGAUACAGUCUGCUAUGCCAGCCAGUCGACUACAGUGACAGCCCACUGGCCAUGAGGAUGGCCAGGGUCUGCUGGUGGUUUUACUUCUCCAAAGUUAUAGAGCUCAGCGACACGAUAUUUUUCAUCCUGAGGAAGAAGAACAGUCAGCUGACAUUCCUCCACGUCUACCAUCACGCCACCAUGAUCUUCAACUGGUGGGCCGGGGUUAAAUAUGUGGCUGGGGGCCAGUCUUUUCUGAUAGGUCUUAUCAACUCCCUGGUCCAUGUAGUGAUGUAUUUGUACUAUGGCCUGGCAGCUCUGGGACCGAGCAUGACCAGAUACCUGUGGUGGAAACGCUACCUCACCUCCCUGCAGCUGCUCCAGUUUUUCAUAGUGACCAUUCACACCACGUACAACUUGUUUGCCGACUGCGAAUUCCCUGACUCCAUGAACAUGGUCGUGCUGGCCUAUUCUCUCAGCCUCAUCGCUCUCUUCAGUAACUUCUACUACCGGAGUUACCUCGUUAACAAGAAGGCCAAGAAACCCUAGGCAGCCAGAGGAGAGAAGUGGUGAGGAAAAACAAACAAGGGAAGAAGACAGUUGACAGAGGGGUUAUUGUUUGUUACAUUAAUUACUUUAUGUUAAUGAUAUUCUACUAAUUAAUGCACUUUUUCUAUGUACAAGAACAUUACCAUACAAAUUAAACCCUGUACAAUGACAUCUGAAAACAGAAAAUAAAACACAACA
Molecule: messenger RNA, 1141 nt
Organism: Mugil cephalus (flathead mullet)
Lineage: Eukaryota; Metazoa; Chordata; Actinopteri; Mugiliformes; Mugilidae
Gene: elovl8a
Product: ELOVL fatty acid elongase 8a
Exons: 8
Coding region: 131-943 (270 amino acids)
Biological process (GO): sphingolipid biosynthetic process; fatty acid elongation, polyunsaturated fatty acid; fatty acid elongation, saturated fatty acid
Cellular component (GO): endoplasmic reticulum membrane
Molecular function (GO): fatty acid elongase activity
Source: RefSeq, a predicted model, not a curated record